AGGGAAAGGAGCGAGCAUAGAGAGAUCAGCUGGAGGAGAGAGAGAGGAAGGGGGCAGGGAGGCGGAUGCCGCUGCUGCUGGUGGUGCUUUGAGCCAGGCACAAGCUCCCAUGGCCCCAGUGGGAUGGAGGCUGACUAAACAGGCUGAGCACUAAGAAGGAGAAGGAGGAGAAGAGAAGCUCCAGGACUGACUGGGAGCUGGUGGGAUCAUGUGGCAGGGUCGAAGCUAUAUUGGAGUACUAGCUCCAUUUUGUAUUCUGGCCACCUUCCUCCUGGUCACUCUCACAGUGUCUUACAAACCAGUCAUUGUCGUCCAUGGCUUGUUCGACAGCCCUUCGGAUUUUCAGCUUUUGCUUGGCUUCAUCAAUGAGACACAUCCCGGAACCAACGUAACGGUUGUUGAUCUGUUUGACCGCACUGAGAGCCUGAAACCACUCUGGCUACAAGUCGAGGGGUUCAGGCGAGCUAUUUACCCUAUAAUGCAGAACGCUGCUGACGGGGUCCACCUCAUCUGCUAUUCACAAGGUGGACUCAUCUGUCGUGCCCUCCUUGCCACAACGCCUGAUCACAACGUGGACACAUUCAUCUCACUCGCCUCCCCACAAAUGGGGCAGUAUGGAGACACAAAGUACUUGAAAUGGCUUUUUCCUGAGCAUAUGAAAUCCAACUUGUACCGUGUGUGCUAUACACACUUGGGACAGGAUUUCUCCAUCUGUAAUUACUGGAAUGAUCCACAUCAUCGAGAUCUUUACCUCCACAACAAUAAUUUCCUGGCUCUGCUGAAUGACGAGAGACUGCAUCCCAAUGCAACUGCCUGGAAGGAGAAUCUCCUGCGGAUCAGCAAACUCAUUCUCAUUGGGGGUCCAGAUGAUGGUGUAAUCACGCCAUGGGAAUCCAGUCUGUUUGCCUUCUAUGAUGAUAAUGAAACAGUGAAGGAAAUGACAUCUCAGCCGGUCUACCUCCAGGACACCUUUGGCUUGAAGACCCUGGAUGCUCGUGGUGACAUUGUUUUUUAUGUCGUACCUGGCGUUGAUCACACAAAGUGGCACUGCAAUCGCACAGUUUUUGACACUUGCAUUGCCAAAUGGCUGACGUAGCUGGAAUUGCUGAGAAAAAAGCUGACAGAGGAGAGAGUCUUCAUUUGAGAUGGGCUACUUUACUUUGUCUAGGCAUUUCUUCUCCCGCAAGGCAUAAACUCUGUUACCUGUAGUUUUUCUAGAAUGACUGAUAUUUUCUUUCAUAGUGGAAGAGACUUUUUUUCUGCAGGAAUUUUUGACUGAUGCCAGCAGCUGUUUUUUUUUUGGGGGGGGCAAGGGGUAGGAUUCCAGGUUGCUGCACCAGGUUUGGGUGGGGGCAAAAUGAGGGAACAGAUCUAUCUUUUGUUGGGUCUUGAGG
Molecule: messenger RNA, 1394 nt
Organism: Sceloporus undulatus (fence lizard)
Lineage: Eukaryota; Metazoa; Chordata; Lepidosauria; Squamata; Phrynosomatidae
Gene: PPT2
Product: palmitoyl-protein thioesterase 2
Exons: 9
Coding region: 209-1096 (295 amino acids)
Cellular component (GO): lysosome
Molecular function (GO): thiolester hydrolase activity
Source: RefSeq, a predicted model, not a curated record